AUGUCGUGCUGCGUGCUGCAGAUCACCGGGCUGAUUUUCGGCGCCGCGGGCAUGCUGGGCACGCUGGCGGCCACGGCCAUGCCCCAGUGGAGGGUGUCUGCCCACGUGGAGGCCAGCCUGGUGGUGUUUGAGAGCGUCUGGGAGGGGCUGUGGAUGGACUGCAUCAGCCAGCUGGGGCUCAGGCUGCAGUGCAAGCUCUACGACUCGGUGCUGGCGCUGCCGCCGCCGCUCGAGGCCCUGCGCGCCCUCAUGUGCCUGGCCGUGCUGCUGGCCGUCGGGGCCUUCCUCGUGGCCGUCGUGGGCGUCAAGUACAGCCAGCCCGGCAAGGAGGGGCCCCAGAAGGUCAGCCCCUUCAUCCUGGUGGCGGGGGUGGCCUUCCUGCUGGCGGGCGGCCUGGCGCUGGUGCCGGUGUCCUGGGCGGGGGGCAGCAUCGUCCGUGAUUUCUACGACCCCGCGGUGCCCGUGCCGCUCAAACGGGAGCUGGGUGCCGCCCUCUACGUGGGCUGGGGCAGCGGUGCCCUGCUGCUGGCUGCAGGGGCCAUGUACUGCCACGUCUGGGGCCGGGCGGGCAGCCACAGCCACCCCUGGCUGGCAGCACGGGCAGCGCUGCCCCGGGCGGGAGCGCCAGCCCUGGGUGUCCAUGCCUACGUGUAG
This is a messenger RNA of Melozone crissalis (California towhee), 654 nucleotides long. RefSeq names its product claudin-8-like. Gene Ontology annotation, cellular component: bicellular tight junction; plasma membrane. NCBI's taxonomy places the organism in Eukaryota, Metazoa, Chordata, Aves, Passeriformes, Passerellidae. The record is from RefSeq and is a predicted model, not a curated record. The transcript has a single exon. Gene Ontology annotation, biological process: bicellular tight junction assembly; cell adhesion. Gene Ontology annotation, molecular function: structural molecule activity. The coding region runs from base 1 to 654 and encodes 217 amino acids.